Molecule: messenger RNA, 11556 nt
Organism: Symbiodinium sp. CCMP2592
Lineage: Eukaryota; Dinophyceae; Suessiales; Symbiodiniaceae
Source: the annotation of a GenBank genome assembly
AUGCAGCCUGAGAUGGGGCCUGGGCCGGCAUUGCAGCCUCAGAAGGGGCCAGGAGGGCCAGCAGGGCAGCCUCAGCAGUGCAUGGGGCCAGGAGUGCAGCCGCAGCGGAUGGGUCCAGGAGCAGUGCAGAUGCAGCCGCAGCCUCAGCCAGCAGUGCAGCCUCAGAUGGGGCCUGGGCCAGCAGUGCAGCAGCAGAUGGGGCUUGGGGCAGUGCACAUGGGGCCGUGCCUUCAGCACGUGCCUGUGCCAACAGCCCCUCUCAUGCGAGCAAUGCCGGUGCCUAUGCAGCAGAUGCCAACCAUGCAACCGCAGAUGGGACCUGUGCCGAUGAUGGGUUUCCAGCAGCAGAGCAUGCAGAUGGGUUCUGUGUGGCCCCAGCAAUGUUCGCCUGGUUCGCCUGGGAUGUCUACAUCUCCGCAGAUGGGGGUCCCUGUGAUGACAGGCCCUGUAAUGCAGGGUUGCCUUCCACGCCUGCCCGGUUCUGCUGCUGGGUCUCAGCCGCACGGUGUGUCACCAGCAAUGCCGACAACGAGACUCCCCACGCCGGAGAGUGCAUCUAUUGACGCGAUGUACGACUGCCUGAAAGUCUUGGUUGGAUGUCAGGGUGGAGCUCAGCUGCCAGAGGACUUGAUGCUGAAGUACGAGGAUUUGCUGGUACACUGUGCCAAGGCCAGGGCAGGAUCAUCGCCUGUGGCGCAGUCGCACCCGGUGGCGCAGGUGGAGCAGCCGGCCCAGAGAAUGGAGCAGGUGGUCGAGCAGCCUGCCCAGCAGGGGUGUGAGAGAAAUGCGGAUGGCAAGGAUGUGGUGAUCGAUGUGGAGCCGGCUCAGCCGAAAGCUGUGCCAGAAGAGAGGCUGUCAGUGACGACGACAUCCCCAUCGCCGUCCCCGGACAAGGAUGCAGCAAGUGGCCACCGAAACGGUGGGGACACAGCGAAUGCAGUGGAGAAGGUGAACUCCAAGUCGCAUCCAGAGGCAUGGGGAGCCCUCUACCGAUAUGUUGCUGGGAAGUCCAGCAAAAACAAGGCUCGCCUGGAAGCUGUGUUCAAGCUCCGCCAGAUGAGCCGUGACUGGCGCAAGACCCUCCAGGGAUUUGAGUGGUUGACAGCAGAUGACAUGAAGCAGUUGGGCUGGAAAAAAAUCCUCGGGGCCAUAGCCCACUGUGAAAAGAAAAAGCUCUACAAGAAGUGCCCGUACGAGAAUAUUCGCAAAUUCUUAGUCCUCACAUCUGACAAGGUGGAGCAAGGUGCAGAAAGGAUGCAAGAACUGGAGGCCAUAUUGGAAGACUGUGGCACUUUCAACGAGAACUUCGACAUGACCCUUGGGAUUGGCGACCUCAUGCUCGAGGAAGAGGAUGAUCGUCAGGAGGGUAAGCCGAAGCCGAAGUUGGUGGGCGCUCUGCCGGAGGUCGAAGGUGAAGAGUCGGUCACAGACUACUUGUCUAAGUUCAAGCGGGCAUGCCUUGGCAAGAAGCAGCAGCACCGAGACAUCCUGGAGAGAUUGAAGGAUGACAAGGUCACGGGCCACGAGUCCAAGGCGGAUUUCGUUGACAUCACGGACAAGAUCAAGGAAGCGCUUCUUGUGUCGAGUAUUCUUGCCUAUGCAGUAAAUGUGUCGCAGCCGAAGCAAAAGGCCAAGGGAAAAGCAAAGGCAAAGGCCAAAGACGAGGAUGAUGAUCAGGACGGUGCCCGGGUCGUUCAGAAUGUCCUCAAGACCUACAUUGCUCCUCGGCAUUACAUGCUGAAGCAAACAGCAGCAGAUGGGGAUGCGUGGAAGAACACAUACAUCCAGCUGGGAUUGGCACACAACUCCACGAGUGACAAGGAGACAGUGUUUCUGGGAAACGUGCAGGCUCUGGGCUUCACGCUAGAGACACAAGUGCAAAUGAAGACUGUGGAAUUUCCGGGUGGCCCGAGGGCUCACCCUGUUCUGCCGAUGAAGCAGCUGGCGACAGAGAUUCUCCGAGAUUAUCCGAAAUUGCUAUUGUUUGGGCAUGAGUAUACGGAUUUGGUGAGAGUGGAGACGGAAUUGGCACAAUUCUGGGCCCGGUUCCGCAGCACCUGGCCUGACCAUGAUGUUUUUAUUACUCACGGAGACCAUUUGCAAAGAUGCAUACCAAUCAGAACACAUGCUGAUGAAGGCACCAGUUUCCGGCGAGCUGGAAUCUAUCAACAAAGCUGGGGCCCUAUUAUGAAAGCAGGGCUGAGGAGUUCACUGCAUUGCUUCUUUUACGCGGCAAUGCUGGCUGAUGACUACAAGGAUGCAACCAGGGAUGACCACGCUGGCUUUGGGCAAGGCAACAAAACCCUGGAUGGCCUUCUGAGGCACUUCGUGCAGGAUGCAAGAGACUGCUACUACAAUGGCGUUUGUUCGAGAAAUGGGAAAUUCUACCUUGUGCUGCUCCGUCUUGAAGGAGAUUUGCCAGCCCAGGCAAAGCUGGCACAUUCAGGCCGCAGCUUUACGAAUGACCCGAACCCGAUGUGCCCGUGGUGCUUAGCGGAUGGAAGGGAAAUGCCAUUCGGGGACUUCCGCCGGAAUGCCAAGUGGCGCUCGACGAUUGCAACCUCACCUCCUUGGAAGACAUCGAGUCCUUUGCAUGAUCUGCCGGGAGGUGAAGAUGACAGAUUCCUGGCCAAGGAUUUGUUCCACAUAACCCACUUGGGUAUAGCGAGGACCUGUGUUGCAUCUGUGAUAUGCUUUUUGAUUGCGAUUGGUGGGCACUUCCACCCCAGUGAGGGUGGUACGUCGGUGCCGGCAUGCUUGAAAGAGGCCUACAAAACCUUCGCUUUCUUUUGCAAGAGCAUCCUACACGAGACACCGGAUGUCAAGACCUUCUCACGAGACAACCUGGGCUGGCAGUCUCUAGCGAAGAUGCCGGAAGCUUCGUGGAAGGGCUCUGAUAUCCGCUUGCUCACGAAAUGGCUGGUGGACUAUCUGUCGAGGCCCUGGCUAUUCGAUGAGGUCACUGUGCAUGUGUACGAUUUUCUUACAGCGCUCGACGACUUUCAUCACCUGUGUUAUGUGGAUUCGAAUCGGGUGUGGAUGGACAAUGCACAGAUGCGGACUGGACGAUCGCUCCUCGGCCGUUUUUUUGCAAGCUAUGCGAAGGCUGCUCAGAUGUGCCAUGCUCGAAGGUGGUUGUUCUUUAACAUCACCCCGAAAUAUCACUAUCUGCUGCACAUCGAGCAUGAUCUCGCACUGUCGAAGUGCCACACCUGGGGCUUCAAUCCUGCGUGUUUCGCAACGCAAAUGGAUGAAGACUAUAUGGGGGAUAUGCUGAUGCGGGUGGCAGCCGCCGAGCGCCAGAAAGAACGGAUGCCUCGGCACUUUGGGCAGUAUCCGAACCCGGAGUGGCUGCCUCCCCAUCUUGAGGCAUGCCACAGACCCAGGGGUAUGUUCGUAGCACGGCUUCGACCUGGAAAAGCAGGGUGUGGUGCUGACAUCGCGACGGACGGAGCCUUCGCAAUGCACUCCCAGCACCCGCUGCUUCAGACACUUGGGUUUGCCCAGAAUACAACGCAGCACUUGGUGUACUGGGCUGAACGAAAGAUAGUCUUUUGGGGAGCGAGUGCAGCAGAAGCUUGGAGCAUCUGCCGCGACACCAUGUUCUUUUCCAGGAAUGGCAUGCUCCCGGCUUCCCGCCAUGGCCCCGGACCAAACAGAUGGAACAGGCGGGCGUGGCCAAGCUAUGCACAGCAUCGCAAGUUAAAGUUGAAGGGGCUGUGCGCGGGCAAAGUCUCCUUUGCCAUCAUGCUGUGGCAGGCGAGGUACAAGCAGGGCAGCCACGUGCCCGCAGCUCCAGAUUCCAAGGAUCAUGAUUAUGUGGGAGGUUCAGCUCCCAGUGACUCACUUGCCCAGUGCAUCAGCCACCGCAUUGUGGUUGGGAGGAUUCAAGAUGUUCAGAGGGUCGUCAGAGCAAACAUCCGGGAGUUCGUUACAAGCCCAGCUCUGUGGCUCCGCGUGCCAAACCCUUUCGACGUCGGCAUUGAUGCUCGUACUUGGAAGCACUACAUGGAUUGCGUGGAAUUUGAGUCCGGUAAGAUCACCCCCGAUGAUGACAUCGACGCACAAAGACAUCGAGACCUAAAGCGGCCAGAUCAGCAUUCUCUUUCCGAUCUGGAGCGGGCCAUAAAGCGUUUGGACGCUUGGACGAGGGUUAUGCUUCGCCUGAUUGAGCACGGGGAGACGGUGGACAUAACUCUUAUCCUGUCACCAGUUGACCCUCUCAUCUCCAAGAGGGCUUGGGAGAGGCACUUGUGGAGCGUGCGCUGCAGGUUGGCAGUUCUGAGCGGGCCUGUUGUUCCAACACCGCAGCAAGAGCCUCCUCCUCAUGAUUAUUCGGGUGGGAAGACAGUGGAUGCGGCUGCUGCAGAUCUUACCAGCUUCGUGAGGGAUCUUCACUUCGAUGACGCAACGCAUGAUACAGCUUUCAUGUUCGAUGUGGAGCUUGAUGACGAUGCUUUCCUGCAUCAGCCCCUUCCUUUGCGCCCCCUUCCACCAGAUCCAGACAGCCAGGAUGGCUUCAUCAGGCGGCCAAGGGCAAUCUUGGAGGAGCCCGAACAGGUUCAGCAAGUAACUCUCGCCGGAGAUGAUUCUGAUAGUGAAGAAGGCGUCUGGUAUCCAUCUUUCGAUUUGUCGGAUGGUGGUUACAACGAUGUUGUAUUGAAUGCAGUGCAGCCUCAGGACGGACAGAAGCCCAGCACCGACUACGAAGGAGGAGGCUUGCUGGAUGAACUGCUGGUUGAUCUGCCAGGUUUUUACUUCUCCUUCGACUACCUCAGAAAGUUAGCAUGCACCUGUACGAAGAUGUUGCGUGCCGUUCAAGAUCGUCGGCACUGGCGGGGCAGAAGAGUUUCAGUGAACACGGAGGAGUUUCAAGAUCCGACCAAGUUGCGCUGGAUGAUGGAGUCAUACUUGUGCGCGCACUUGGUCACGGUGAACAUUCGCCAGCUUGCCAUGUUCCAUGUCUUUCCUCGCAAUGUCAUGCUGGAGUGGCUUUUCGAGAUCAUGUUGGACGGCGUUCACAUUGCAACCGCCAGGGCUCGGGAAGGGGCGCCGCCUGCUCCACGGGCUUUAUCCAGGCUGUUUGUCUGGGCUUUUGCUCGUCCCACUCCGGACCUCGUCAGCAUGGUUCAAUUUCGCCCAAUACGUUCACCAGUGGAAAUGACAGCUACAAUCACAUGUGUCAUCUGCAACAGAGACUUCGGGCUGGGCAUGCCUCGCUGGUGCGUGUGUCCGCGUUGCGACACAUGGGUUUGUGCGGCUCACGCUGGACAGCAGCCUGAGCGCUUAUGUUCUCGGUGUCCGAACCUUUUGCUCGACUAUGUCGGCGGAAGUUGCAGAGAUGAGAAGCCGUAUCCCAACGCAGGAGGAUCGACAACAUCCACUGCGAUGACACCAGAACAGUGGUUGCGCCUCACUUUGCACCGACAGGAGGCUCUUCGCCGACGUCGAGGCAGCAGCAAGGGAUAUGUCCAGCUUGAGUCUGAGUUCAACCGAAUUUGGCAGGCGUCCAUGAGUCCCUUGUGCUGUCCCACGUACGGGCGCGGAACCUCGCAAAUUCGACUUCCCCUACCGGCGAGAACCCCGUUGACGCUGCCUGUUUUAGAAGACUGCCCGACGAACUUUCUGGAAUUUACCAUUCCUUCUGUGGAUUGUGAUCUUCUGCGUCUGGCACAUAAACACCCAAGAGACGACUCAAUACGUUUCGUGGAGGAGACGCACACGUAUUAUUUGCGAGAGUGCAGGAUUCCAUUGUCUGUGACGGGCCUAGUGCAUAAUUUCGCGGCAGAGUUUGAUGCUGACAAGGCGAUUCAGUGCAUGAUGCAGAGCAGACGGUGGCCUCGACCAGAAUAUUCUGUCGAGCAUGGCGGCCUCCUGAUUCCAAUGAGCCCGCCCCAAAUAAAGGACCUUUGGAAAGCAAAUGCAACUGAGGCUGCUGCCAGGGGCACAUGGUUGCAUCUUCAGUUGGAGGUUUUUCUCAAUGGAGGCAAAGUCCAUGAGAACAAGGUGGAGCUGCAACUCUUUUCAACGUUUCUUCAGCAGAUGCCAAAGCUAAUUGCUUUCCGCUCUGAAUGGUGUGUCUACGGCGAGGAAGAAAAGCUGGCUGGGUGCAUAGACUUCGUGGCACAAACACCUUCGUCGGAUGUUAUCCUUUUCGACUGGAAGCGCACAAAGCAGCUACGCAGGAAGUAUGUGUCUCUGUGGUCCACCAUGAAACAACCUCUUUCUCAUCUGGACGACUGUGCCGGCAUACAUUAUCGCUUGCAAUUGAACUUGUACAAGUACCUAAUCGAGAAGUACUAUGGCUUGCGUGUUGCUGCUAUGUACGUUGUUUGCCUUCAUCCCGACAACCAGGAAGAGGGUCCUUUCAUUGAUUGCGUGCCAGACAUGCCGUCAGAGGUAGACGCGAUUCUGGAGGUUCACCGGCUGAAGCUUGCAGGCCAGAGCUGCGAUUACAUCGGUGGAUCCUCAGGUUCAGGUCAGCUACCUCAGGCAGACGCAGCAGACGGAGAUUCUUCCCAGCUUGAUUCGGCGAUGCCAAACAUCGGUGAAGAUCCUGAAAAUGACCACCGGCCAUCUGAAGAAAUGGACGAGCAGUUGGACAGGGCCUCUCUUUCUGCCCUUACGCAAGAUUUGCAGGCUGCCAUAGAUGCGGUCGAGUGGGACGAAAGUAGCCGCGCGGUGUUGUCCAAGGCCAGAAAGAGGAGUGCAUUGCCUGGCGCCGCCAGUACAAUGUCCAGAUUUGAAAGUACUUUCAACUCUCAGCUGCAACGUGCGAGGGAGUCUCUGGAGACGGCCAUUCCAUCCAACCGCAACGAAGAGAACAACAUUCUUCAGCAGACUGCUACCAUCCGGCGCAACGUGAUUGCGCAGGCCGGAGAGGUCCCAGAGGACCUACUGAGAGUAAUUGUCGCAGCGACAGUGGUCUAUCGGAUGCGGCUGAGUGAUAUGCAUGUCCGAGAGCAAGUCUUGCUGCUCUGGGUCAUAGAAGGUGAGGUUCAUAUGAGAUGUCACGGAGGCGACCUUUACUUUUACCGCGGUGGUGCCUUCACUUUGCACCGUGGCAUUCCACCGCAGGAGACCUUGGUCCUAAGUGCCGUGAUGAAUCUGUACGUGGAGCACAAUCGAAACUCUCGAGAGUUCUUGAGUGCAUGCGAGGAUGCUGCUCGCGUUGCCGUCGUUAGUCGUUCUCGCUCUAGCCGCCGUCUUGGGGAGGAGGAUGCAGCCCCGGAGGUGCAUGACUGUUCGCUGGCAGAUGCUAUUUCCAAGGUCGGCUUAACCAUGCAGCGGCAUCUACUUGAUGACAAGAUUUUCAGUCUAGUGGUGGAGUGGUGCGACACACCGCUAACCCGUGCGUCAGGAUGCUCGUACCAGGACUGCACAGUGCUCUACGAUUGCAGUCAGGACAGUUAUGUCAACUUUGUCAGCGACAGCCCGAAGAAUAAUAUCUACACGCACAUCCCACACCCACUACGCGAUCCAGUGCUGGAAGAAGCUUUGCAACGAACGCUUGCGUUCUACUCCGAAACCUUCUGGCUGAACAAUGAUGUCUUUCGCUGCAACCAGGCGGCCAUUGCGCUCGCCAAACGAGGUGUGGGGCAAAGCCUGUACUCCAGCCAUCUCGAUGCGGUUUACGCUUCCAACCACAAAUUCAUCGACCCAAACAUAUGGUUUGAUGAGACCGAGAUGAGGAAACAGGUCGAACAAGCUGCCGGGUGUUUUAUUCUCACGGCGCAAGAAGCGCCCGAAACGAACAGGCGCAUGAGAGAAGAUCUCUACAAGAAGACUAUGUCGGCUGACGGCAUUGCAGGCAGACGACCUUAUGGAAUUAUCACCCGCAUGAUAGAGCUUGUUGCAUGGAAGAGGUAUGAGCUGAACCGACUCAUGAGAUUUGUGGGGGUAACAGAAAAGAAUUUCGAUUCCAUCUUCAGACGAUCCUGUGUCUGGUUGCCGCAAGCUCGUUUCAUUGAGGAGACCAUCAUCAAGAACAAGUUCACCGAUGCCAAUACGGCCGGCUACUUUCGCAAAGACGAUUCCCUGAAGAAAUUCCUUUCUAGCGGACCCUGUAUUGCAGCAGCAUUGCGGUUACAGCAUGGCUUCGAAGUGCAGCACUCUCGUGAGAUGUGCAAGGAUCUGAUCGAAGCAUAUGCCAAUCAGCCGCUAACCGAGGACGCAAUGAGGGAAGCGUGCGGUCUGCCUCGCAAACAUCGGUCGGGGCCGGACGGUGAACUCACCAUUCCUGUGGAUUCUUCUAGCCAGGAGAGUAAGAAAGAUACCGACCAGCAGUUUGUCAAUGUGGCUGAAGCCAUCCGGGAGGAAUGUCUGCAAAAGAGCAAGACAAUAUUCACGAAGGGUAUGUUCAAGUACCUGAAGCUGCCGACCGAGCACCCAACUGACAUGACAAGGGAUGCUAUAUGGGAAGUCCUACUUUCGCGCAAGUUGGUAAUGGCCGCCAACCUGGACAACUCCAAGUACAAGGAUGGCGUGAUGCCUUUCAUUCAGGUUCCGGUCAAGCUGGCCACUUUCGUGAACACAAGCCCUGGGUCGGAUGUGACACAUCGGCUUAAGAAGCGAGGCAAGCAGUCCGCCACUGCCAUUGAGAAGAUGGCCAACCUGGAGAAGAUGAGAAAGAAGUUGGUCGCGUCCGAAAGGAUGCUAGAAAGUCUUUUGCGUGACCAGCGUGCUCAGUCACAUGAAGCUCCGGAAGGUAAAAGGAGAAGGAUAGCCUGCAAGACAUCUGCCUGUGUUGUUAAUGCAGCAAGGGUGGAGCAGACGUUUCGGUAUCGACGCAACUUCCAGGACCUCAUUCGCACCAGAGCAUAUGUGGAAGGCGAUGGUGCUCAGAAGUGCUCUCGAAGGAUUCUGCAGAUACUUUGUGCUGAUACGCAUGAUCUCGACAUCUCCAAUUCCGUCUUCGUCAUUAUGCAUCAGUUGUUCGAACGGCUGGACAUGAAGAAGGUAAUGCCAGCACAUCUUUGGGAAGUUCUGAGAAAGGUAGCUACAAAUCGAAGCGGUGUCUGCAACGAAUUGGGGCUGACUGUCAAAGAAGGCAAGGAGGUGCUUCACUCGUGCCUUUUCGGUGCCAAUACUCCUGUAAGCCUUGGCACCAACGAGUUUAUGCAAUCAUUCCAGCGGAUGGCGCUCUUCAUGCGCUGGACGGCGUGCUCGCUGCUUCCCGAUGUGUAUGAACUUGUGAGGACUAUGAAAGAAAAGCGAAAUCCUGAUGCAUCGGUGUUAUUCUAUUUGUAUGUGCUGGUGGAAGACACUGUUCUACAGGCAUGGGAAGACCAUCUGGUGCGCCAAUUUAGCCCGAAACAUAUCUCCCUGCACUUCGACGGGCUACGGAUCGACGCGUCGUGCUUAUCUGGAACACCGUUGGGAGUCCAUUGUGCAGAAACGGAAAAGGAGAUCUUGAAAAGAACAGGGUUCAAGGUGACUGUUGUCGAGAAGCAGCACAAAUACUUCAUGGAGUUAUGCAGGCAAUAUGGAGCCGCAAGGGACGAUGAGGCUUUGCACGAUGCUAAGUAUGCGUGUCUGCGAAAAGAUGGCAACUGUAUUCUUCGGGCAGUGGCCCAGCUGUUUCCAGGGAAGGCGGCGCAAGUUCUGGAAUACGUACAGGAGUCCAGUGCUGCCAACAGCCAAGCUGCAUCGCAUGGAUCGAGAUGCUACAACGAUGUGCUGACAGCACUGGGCAUACACGCGGUGCCUCACCUGGGCUUCUCCAUUACGGAGCAGGGUAAAUACCUCGUGCACACAGAACAUACAGGGCGACCUCAUUGCGUGUCCGUUGACGUGGCGUUGACAGACGGUGAUGUCCUGUCUGCCGAAGUGGGUGGUUGUACUGAGACGCUGGACAUGCCGCUGACCAAGCUACAGGAUGCAUCUCAAAAUGCGAUGGACUCUAGUUCCAUUGUGACUUUCCGGCUGUUUGACCAACGUGGAGACGUGAACUGGCCAGCUGACGAUUUACAGGCGAACUUGGAAUUGCUGCUUCUGCUGCAUGCAGGGGCAGGCGCGGAGAGCUCUGAUGAUAUUUGGGUUCAGGAUGCAGCGGCUGUUUUGCAAUGCAGCAACAACGAAUCAGACGAUGAAUGCCCUGGUUCUUUGCCGACGGCAGAUGACGAAGACAUCGUCGUUUGUGCUCUCUUCGACCAGGAUCAGCUCAACAGAAAUUCCGGUUCGGAUUACUUGAAGAGAAGUGCUGAGAUUAUGUUCCACAGUAUUGUCCCCAAGCUCAACUGCUGCGUGAACGAAGUGGAUCGCUAUAUCCGUCUCGUCCUUACAGAAACAGGGCCAAUGUUUCAGAACAUUGAUGGGCUGGGAGACAGGCGCCUAAGGAGAGUCAGAAACCUUUAUAUGACUCGUGGAUUUGCUGAUUUGGUGUAUCAGGAGGCACUGCUAUGCAACGGAAAGUGCAAAUCAUUGCGUUCUCGAGUAUCUUACAUUCUUUCCCAGCGCGGUUGCACUCUUACGUCGCUCUUGCCGACAGACGUAAGACACUGGUGGCCACUCAUCGAGGACGUGUUCAACUCCCCGCAAGUCAAGCAGUUGCAUGAUGGUAUAACCCAUUUCCUCUGCUCUCGCGACGAGUACAAGUACAUAUCCAUUGAUGCAACGAUAAAAUGUUGUGUCUCCAUACUGGGACAGGCGUCAUGGCGCAGCAACGUUGUAACAAGAAAUGAGGCACCGUUUGAUGAUGUUUCAGCUGUCCGCCGAGUUCUUACCGUGCGAGGCCGUACCGGUGCCGUGCUGGGCAUGUUUGCAAUAGCGUCGGAGAAAGCAGAGGAAGUGGCAAUGGCACUUGGAGCCAAUCUUCCCUCGGAAGGCCUCCGGCAGGUCAGGAUGGUUGCAGCGGACAAUGCAUCGAGAAAACUAUAUCUACAUCUUCGGCGAAUAAUGCCUGGUCUGGAAAGUCUUUGCCUGGAUCCUAUUCACUUGGCAAUCACCUAUGAGUAUGCGACAUGGCGAAAGAAGACAGCAGGCGCAGUCUUCCUCAGGAAAGUCCUCAAGAAGCUGAUCGUGGUAGACGCAAACAAGUCGGAAGGUUCAUGGGGCGUCUACUUUCGUGGGUAUGAAGAAAGGCCUUUAUCCAUGUUGGAAUCUCGAAGACGAGAUUUAAUCACUUCGGGUACAAUGCUGGCGCCAAAAGCUAAGAGAAUUGUGGACAGUCUCGACAGUGCAGUACCAUUUGGCUGCAGACUGGAAUUCAUCGAAGCGUUGGCUGCACUCGCAGCGGUCUUCCGACUUGAUAUGGCACGAAAAGUCACCGGUGCCAAUAUACCACUUCAUCAGGUUCUGAAAUGUGCUUGUGCGCCUGAUCGACUGGAGUGGCUUUUCAACAGCCUCCGAUGGCGACAUUCGCUGCGUCCAUCGGAGAGAACGCUUCUCCCGUCUGGCACAAGCUCUAAUGAGGCGUUGCACAGUGAGGUGAAGAGUUGGUUCAAGCAGACACAGCAAAUGCAUCAAAGCACGCUGCAGCUAAAGCUGCGGGUGUUAACCUUAGGCAAAGUUUGCCUCAUUAUGGUGCUUUGCGAUAUCCGACUCUCAGUCAGAUGA